AAAGACUGGCAAACCCUUCUCACGUUAACAUUGCUUGUGCUUGUGGAAAAGGGAUUAGUGGAUUUCUCGCAUUUUAACAUUGUUAGUGUUAACUUCGAUAAAAAGCCACCAUCAGAGCUCAAAUCUCACAAACUCGAAUUUCUGUCAGGCAAGCGACGGAACGGAUGGGUGAUGGAGAACAAGUGAAGCACAGCUGAGGCCUGAGUGUGCAACCGGAAUCAUUUUCUUUUUGUCCGCCUCAGCUCAUGGCUCACCUCCAUUUGAAAAGAGACAAAUGCCUUUAUUUAUUUAUUGGGUAACCAAGAAAUCGGCAUAAAAGGUUGCACCAUCUUGUUCUUGCUAAGAUUUUUUUAUUUUUUGUUCCAAGUUCAAAUCAUUGUCAUUGUUACUCUCGUCAAAAAAAAAAAAAAAAAUCAUUGUCAUUGUUGGUUGACCAGAACAUUUGAAUUCGAGUGGCGUUGACUGUUUGGCUUUUGUAAUAAUUAUCCUAAUCCCUUCUUCAAUCUCGUCAGUUAAUUACUUAGUCAGCUUCUUUUCUGGGUUCGUCGUACAAUGUUCUGACUUCUUAGUUGUAGUUGUAGUUAGCCUUGCUUUAACUGUAAACAUUCCUCUAUCUCACUGUCUUGCCUUGGUCCACACUCUUCCCACUCACUUCGACCUUUGCUCUCACGAUCACGAGAGUAGCUUCGGAGGGAGAGAGAGAGCAAAACAAGACAGAGACUGCGAGUUGUCGCGUGUCCAUCAUUCCCCUGUUUCUGUAAUGGGUUUGAAGUGAUUUUGGAGAUCUAGGUGAGGAGAGAUGGAGCCUCCUAAGGAGUUCUUGGCUUCCUUAUUGAGCUUUCUCCGUUUUCUACCCUUCUUCAUCGGGCUUCUCCUCCUGGGCAUCAUUAAAGGUGCCAUUUUCUGCCCAUUGAUUUGCCUAAUAAUCACAAUUGGAAACACAGCGGUCAUUUUGGGACUAUGGCUAGUGCACAGUAUCUGGACAUAUUAUUGCAUUGCAAUAACCAAAAAACUUGGGCCAGUUUUGAAGCUUGUCCUUUGUGCAUGUCUUCCUGUUCUCUUGAUUCUGUGGCCACUUUUUGGCAUUGUUGGGAGUAUCCUAGCAGGCGCAGGCUAUGGCUUUCUGCAACCACUUUUUGCCACCUUUAAAGCUGUUGGAGAAGGGAAAACAGAUAAAUUUGUCCACUGUAUUAUUGAUGGAACUUGGAGCACUGUACUGAAAAGCUUUAUGGUGGUUAAGAACCUUACCAAUGUUUGUUUUCACUCCUAUUUCUCAGUUAUGGAUGACCUCCACCUUCAAGGACCUCCUGAUGGGAAACCAUAUGAGAUCAGAUUGCUUUAUCUUCCAGGUGCUCUUUUAGCUGGAGUUCUUGGUUUUAUGGUUGACUUACCAGUGAUCACAGUUGUUGCCCUAUACAAGAGCCCUUACAUGCUUUUCAAGGGAUGGCGCCAAUUGUUUCAUGAUCUUAUAGGUCGGGAAGGCCCUUUCUUGGAGACCAUAUGUGUACCAUUUGCUGGGCUUGCAAUCCUACUAUGGCCAUUGGCAGUUAUUGGAGCCAUUUUAGGAUCAAUGGUAUCAAGUAUCUUCUUAGGUGCAUAUGCAGCUGUUGUCGUUUACCAGGAGUCAUCCAUAUAUUUGGGCCUUCGCUAUAUCAUCUCAUCUCUGUCUAUUUUCGAUGAGUACAGCAAUGAUGUGCUUGGCAUGCCAGAAGGGUCCUGUUUUCCUAGGCCUAAGUACCGAAGGGGACCCCAGUCACGUCCCAUCUCUCAUGCCACUUCUUUCUCAAGGCUUAACUCUUUCCGAAAUCCUCCUUCACGUUGCAUCUCAAUCAAGAACUCUAUUACUGAGUUGAAUCCACUUGAGUUUCUGGGUGGCUUAUUUAAGGAAUGUACGCGGCAUAGGGAGAUUCUAGUUGAUGAAGGACUAAUAAUACCCGAAGAUAUGGAAGAAUCUAAGUCUAGCAGAGGUGACAUCAGUGUGAUAAGCGUUGGUCUGCCUGCUUAUUGCAUCCUUCAAACACUUCUCCGUUCUGCCAAGGCCAACUCAGAUGGUAUAUUGCUAAGCAAUUAUGAGACUGAAAUAACUAGGGAAAAUAGACCCAAAGAUGCCUUCUUUGAUUGGUUCCUUAACCCUUUACUGAUCUUGAAAGAUCAGAUAAAAGCUGCAAAGCUUUCAGAAGCUGAAGAGAACUACCUUUGCAAAUCCGUUCUCUUGAGCGGGGAUCCUCAGAGAUUGAAGAAUUCAAAUCUAGUGACACCACCAGAAUCUGAGCUGAAAAGGGGUAAACUAGAUGGAUUUGCUCGAAGGCUCCGAGGGAUUACAAAGUCCAUCUCAAAGUAUCCACCAUUCCGGGGACGCUUCGAUAAUCUUUGUACCCUAUCUGAAGAACUUGCCAAGGCAAAUGGCGGAAGUCAGUCAACCAACGGAUCUCAAUCAGUUCAAAGGCCAAGAAGUGGAAUUGUCCGAACAUUAAGUCGAAUAUUAAGUCAGAAGUCCUUUGGAAGCUGAACAAGUAGGAACUCGAUAAGAUGACCGUGACGACCAACUGAUUUCUGAAAUGAUUUGGAAAUUGGAAUUUCCAUGAUCAAAUCUGUUUUCCAUUUAUUUUUCCUUCACUCCUUUUCUGUGGGCAAUUAAUAGAAAGAGCUGUAACUAUUUGCAUAUAAAAUGAAAUGUCAGUUAUAGGCUCAUACCUGUACUUUCCAAAUAGAAGAAUGGCAUUAACUCA
This is a messenger RNA of Nelumbo nucifera (sacred lotus), 2729 nucleotides long. RefSeq names its product putative membrane protein At3g27390. The record is from RefSeq and is a predicted model, not a curated record. Lineage: Eukaryota; Viridiplantae; Streptophyta; Magnoliopsida; Proteales; Nelumbonaceae.